AUGUCGAUUGUGGAUCUGCUCAAUCCAUCGAUUGGCCCCACUGCCACCUCGUACAGCGACGACGACGACGAAGACGCCGAGGGAAAAGGAGAUCGUUGUGACGAAAACACCUUGAAGCAAGAGGACCUGCAACGAAGGUUGCGUCAUGUCCAUGGUAAUGAGAAGCUCGCGACUUCAUGCCAAGACGACGAGUCCAUACAUAGCGACGAUACAGACGACAGUGCGUUCCAGAAGCGGGGGCUAUCCUGCUCCAUCAAGACGUGCCCGAACAAGGCGGUUAGCAAGGGUCGGUGCAUUUCCCACGGGGGUGGGUGUCGAUGUAAAGUGCCUGGCUGCAAGAACGGCGCCAAGAUGUACGGGCUGUGUCACCUCCACGGUGGUCGCAAGAAGUGCAAGCACCAAGGAUGUGGCAAGUUCGCAAAGAGUCUUGGUCUUUGUUGGGCGCAUGGCGGGAGCAAAACAUGUGGCCACGAAAUGUGCGAGAAAGGGGCGCUCAAGGGCGGGUUUUGCUGGGCUCACGGCGGAGGCAGGCGGUGUCGAGCCCCGAGCUGUCAGAAGCCCGUCAAGACUGGCGAUGUUUGUAGUAUGCAUCAUAACCUGUCCAACACGUAG
Aphanomyces invadans is the source of this 612-nucleotide messenger RNA. RefSeq lists its product as hypothetical. Lineage: Eukaryota; Oomycota; Saprolegniomycetes; Saprolegniales; Verrucalvaceae. The transcript has 4 exons. The coding region runs from base 1 to 612 and encodes 203 amino acids. The record is from RefSeq and is a predicted model, not a curated record.